AUGUCUGACCCGUCGGACCACGUCGUUUCCACGCCAGGAUUCAAGAUGGACCUGCCCAAGUUCACUGGCUCGCCCGGCACCUUUCAUGCGUGGAGCAUUCGCAUGAAGAUGGCGCUCAAGCUCCGCGGCGACGACGUCUGGGCAGCUGUGGAGGCAGGAGCAUCGUCAUCAGGAGGUCCAAGCUCAGCGACACGCUCAAGUGCAAGGAGACCGACAGCAGGAGAUCACGCCAACAUCACCGCUGCAAACCUCAUCGCGUCCACUGUUGACAGGCAAGUCCUAUCUGCUGAGUCAUCAUUGACCUCCCGUCUUCACGACACCACAAAUUUGCAUUCACCUCUCUUGUGUUCUGGAAUGUUCACGUGA
Molecule: messenger RNA, 366 nt
Organism: Salpingoeca rosetta
Lineage: Eukaryota; Choanoflagellata; Craspedida; Salpingoecidae
Exons: 1
Coding region: 1-366 (121 amino acids)
Source: RefSeq, a predicted model, not a curated record